Nerophis ophidion (straightnose pipefish) is the source of this 1960-nucleotide messenger RNA. It is a transcript of the gene higd1a, whose product is annotated as HIG1 hypoxia inducible domain family, member 1A. Lineage: Eukaryota; Metazoa; Chordata; Actinopteri; Syngnathiformes; Syngnathidae. Gene Ontology annotation, cellular component: mitochondrion. The transcript is spliced from 4 exons. Bases 166 to 444 code for a protein of 92 amino acids. Gene Ontology annotation, biological process: mitochondrial respirasome assembly. The record is from RefSeq and is a predicted model, not a curated record.
GGCGUGUCUAUUCGGUGACGUCACAGCUGCACGCAAUGUCUGUUACAUCAUUGAUGGCAAGCCGGCCUAUUUCCUCUUGACGUGCAAUUUGCGACCCCAGAAACUUCGAAAGCUGAAAAAGUAUUCGACUAUUUCACUCCAGUAGCGUUACGCUUUACAGUCAAAAUGUCGGCCUACGAGGAGAACGAGUCUAAAUUGAUGAGAAAAGCCAAAGAGAAUCCUUUUGUUCCUGUGGGACUGGCUGGCUUCUUCGCCAUUGUUGGUUACAAACUGUGGAAAAUGAAAAGCCGCGGAGACACGAAGAUGUCAGUGCACUUGAUCCACAUGCGUGUGGCCGCCCAAGGCUUUGUGGUGGGGGCCAUGACUAUUGGUGUCAUGUUUUCUAUGUACAAGGAUUACUUUGCAAAGCCAAAAGAAACUGAGAAGGAGGCACAAUCCAAAUGAACAUUGAUUUCCUUAAGUCUAAUGUUGCUUAGUAUUACCUUACAUUAUAAUUUGUACAAGGUUUCUAUUUACAGGAGGACCGCACAGUUGAUAUGCUUAUUCUUUUGAGCACUGUACCUCAGCUGUAAAAUACCUUCUCUCCAUGUCACCUUUUCUGCACAUUUGCAGUUAUUAGUUUUUUUUUUAAUUAGGGGCAUUUCGUAUUGUGUGGAAGUAAUGUAACUAUAUGAAUUAUAUUUAUAAAAUUCAACAUUGCGUGUGUGAGCUACAUUAGAAUUAUAUUUUAAAAGACUGACUACUUUUACGUCCCUUGAUUGACUGUCUUGUCCAAUCUGUCAUCCUCAAUGUAAGAAUUUUUGCCAAAUCAAAGCCACUCUCACCUUAGCCCCCCUUGGGCUUCCAUUAUACGGUAUUUAUUUAAACCAACCAAAACAUACUGUCUCAUUGUCCAUCCAUUCAUUUUCUACCGCUUGUCCCUUUUGGGGCUCCAGGGGGUGCUGGAGCUAAUCUCAUAGUGUUUUAUCUAAUUGUUUUAUUUAAGUACAUUUAUUCAGACAUCAAAUCUUAUUCACUGGUCUUGACUGUAAAGGGUGAGUUCUUAAAACAUGUAUUCAUUGACAUGUGUCCAAGGUAAUCCUGAUGAGCAAACCGAUUGGUACCAUACAGUUGAAUAAUAGUGUUUUUCAACCACUGUGCCGUGGCACACUAGUGUACCGUGAGAUAUUGUUUGGUGUGCCGUGGGAGAUUAUCUAAUUUCAUAUUUUUAGCAAACCAGGAAUUAUAAACCGCAAAUGUGCCGUUGUUGAGUGUCUGUGCUGUUUAGAGCCCGGCAGAGUAAUCAUGUUAUACUCUUCCAUGUCAGUAGGUGGCAGCAGGAAGCUAAUUGCUUUGUAGAUGUCAGAAACAGCAGGAGGCAGGGUGCAGGUAAAAAAGGUUUCUAACGCUUAAACCAACAAACAAAAGGCGAGUGCUGCUAAGAAAAGGCAUUGAAGCUUAGGGAUGGAUAUGCAAAACGAAGCUAAAACUCAACUGGAUGCAAAGUAAACAAAAACAGAAUGCUGGACGACAGCAAAUACUUACAGCGUGUGGAGCAGACGUCGUCCACAAAUUCCAUCCGUACGUGCCAUGACAAUCAAUACCAAAAUUACACAGAGGAAAACACCAAAAAUCUCAAGACAAUACACCUAAUUUGAGACAAGCUAUAUUGAUGCAUGGGUUUUUAUGGUUUGAAUUCAUAUCCAACAACUGCGAGAACAACUUUUUACUGUCAAUAUCGGCUGAUGAGUUUCAUUUUUUUUUUUUUUUCUGCUGGUGGUGGGCCUCGGGAUUUUUUUCAAUGAAAAAAAUGUGCCUUGGCUCAGAAAAGGUUGAAAAACACUGGAAUAAUACACUGUAACUAUAGACUACUAGAUAACCACUUGUUAAAAUGGCACAGCCAACCUUGUGAUACACAUACAAUGCCUUAUGAGUAACAGCUGAUUCAAUAAUUAUUUUAAUAAAGUGUGAGUAUUUCUUA